AGGGUUAAGUUUGGAAUAGCUUUGUACGUUAAGGCGAGAGUCGUCCAUUGGUCGACUAGGCAAUAUGGCGCGAAAUUCAAAUUGAAAAAUGACAAUACGAAAAGAAUGAUCAAAAGGGUAGAGAAUUAUUAAAUAGAAUUUAGAAGUAGCUGGUUAAUUAAGUUUGGAAAAGCUUUGUACGUCAAAACGAGAGUACUAUGCGUCCAUUGGUCGACGGUAGUGGUCGUCGAUGGGUUGGCCAAUGGGAAAUGGCGUCGUUCUUGCGGGGAGAAAUAAUGCAGUCGUCAAGUCAAGGGAGCAGUCUGCUCGCGAUAAUUGUGUAGCAAUCUAGCAAUUGACAGUGCAGUCGAAAAUAUCGUGCAUGUAGGUGCGUCUCUCAAUUCGAUCAAAAAUUACAGUUUAAUUUACAAUGUCAUCGCCUACACAAGUGUUAAAAAGUGUCGGGCCAAAGCUAGUCCCCUUCUUUAAAAGCGUGUCCGUGUAUUUUAUAUUACUGGCCGAGCAACCGUCACUACUGACGGCGUGUUUCAAGUGUUUGCCAAUUAUAAGUCUUAUCGUCUUUGUUCUUCUACACGGAAUUAGUUUAUCGCAGGAAUACACCUUCUCCAGGAGAAUAUUGACGGGACUGAUAUUCAGUUGUAUGGGCGACGCUCUGUUAGUAUGGCCGAGUUGUUUCACGCCUGGAAUGUGCAUGUUUGCCGUCGCGCAGAUAAUGUACAUCAGCGCGUUCGGUUUUAUGCCACUUAACAUAAUGUUAGGUACAAUUCUGUACGCUAUGUGCUCGCUAGUCAUAUACACAUUGAUGCCUGGUUUGAAUGGUAUCCUGGUUGUCGGAGUUCCAGUUUACACUGUGUUGUUGACCACGAUGGCAUGGAGAGCCAUCUCACGAGUUCAAUUUUACAAGGAAUUGUGGACGUGGACUAAAUUAUGCAGCUGCAUCGGGGGCAUAUGCUUCCUCAUAUCUGAUACCUUGCUGGGGUUCCACUACUUCCACACCCCGUUGCCUUACUCGCAGGUCUCCAUAAUGCUGACGUAUUACGCGGCGCAAUUGGGGAUAGCGCUGAGCGCGGUGGGUUCUAAAAAUAACAAUAACGGUAGCAAUAACAGAAACGACGCGGAUCAAGUAAAGGGCUGAGAGGAAAGUCUUCUGUGUGGCUGUGAAUAUUAGGUUGGCUGAAAAGUUUAUUCGGUUUGUCUCUAUGGUUGCCUUCGCAGUGAUUAUUACUACCUUUGUGCUCACAACUUCUACGAAUGAGACUUUUACUAAAUCAUGAAUUUCUCUUUCGCAUGCCUCAGAAGAUGGAGAAAGAUUGAUAGAAUAAAAUGGACAUGUUAUAGAUUAAAAUAGGUACUUGUCUAGGUUAAUCGAUGAACUUUUUGGCCAAUCCGAUAGUAUUUGAAUGGUCUGUCUCACACCGCUCAAAACGACUAAUAUAAUAGAUAUCAGUAUUUAAACAACUAUUCUAAUAAUUAAUUUGCAUAGUAUCAAUUGCAUAAAUUUCUCUGAUUCCAACAUUAUGUGAAAUGAUUUUCACAUACGAUCUACAUUCAAUCCUUUUGAGCUGUACAUUACAAAUGGGAGACCAUACAGUUUACCUUACUGUUAAUAUAAUUGUCAUUUUAAGUAGCUAGAGUGCACUCGAUCGGAGUGACGUAUAACAAUGAAGAAACAGAGAUCACGUGGAUCACGAAUCACGAUACUGCCACACUAGGCAACUUUUUAUCCUCUUGAGUCACUGAUACGCUAUAAAAGAUAUCGUGACUUUUACAAUUUGUUUUCGCUCCUUUUUU
Messenger RNA from Hylaeus anthracinus, 1791 nucleotides. RefSeq names its product lysoplasmalogenase-like protein TMEM86A. The transcript has 6 exons. Lineage: Eukaryota; Metazoa; Arthropoda; Insecta; Hymenoptera; Colletidae. The record is from RefSeq and is a predicted model, not a curated record. Bases 410 to 1135 code for a protein of 241 amino acids. Gene Ontology annotation, cellular component: membrane.